AGAUACAGAUAAGUACUUUGUCCUCCUCUGGGGAUAAAUUAUGAAAUGUAUUGUUACAUCUCUUUAUUAACUCAUAAUGGAUCAAAACUCACUGCUCUUUAAUUUCCACAUAAUCAUCAUCGUCAUGCUUGGCGAGGUCGGUUUCACUGGCAUCCUCUGUGUCUGAAAGGUUUUGGAACACGGACACAUUGAAUAAACAAGAGGACUACACUUAAUGUUGCAAGUAUAAUGACGCAUUCAUCAAUAUUUUAACUUCCAUUCAAACCCUCUCCAGAAAUUCACACCCGAACAUGUGCUCGCCAACAGGUUAAUAGAGGGACCAGACCCACAGCGAGUAUGUUAGGUCGGGUAUAGUGUACUGGUUGGAAGGGCAGAGCUGGACCAACUCACCGCAGGGCUCGGUGACCUGUCAGUGUUCGCUGUUAACGUUACGUCGUAACCAGCCGGUACCUCAGUACUAUGGUUAGUUACUUAUAGUUUUGUACAGUCUACGGGUUACUAUGGAGACUGGUUAGUUGCUGGUAUAAAACAGUUAUAGGUACUAUGGGGGACUUGUUAGUUAGUAUAAUAAAACCGUUUACUUGUUACUAUGGGGAACUGGUUAGUUACUAGUAAAAAACCGUCAACCAGUUAUUAUGGGGGGAAUAGGUUAUAAGCUAGUAUAAAACAUUCUACCAGUUACUAUGGGAAACUGGGAUAGAUACUAGUAUAAUUCAGUAUACAGGUUAAUAAAGGUCACUGCUGAGGUGAAAGUAUAAAACUAUACGGGUUACUAUUGAGGACCGGGUAGUUAAUAGCAUAAAACUGUACGGGUUACUAUGGGGGACUUGUUAGUUUCCUUCCGGGGGACUGGUUCGUUAAUAGAGACAGUAUACGGUUACUAAGGGGACUGCCUAGUUGCUAGUCUAAAACCGUCUACGGGUUACAAACGGGGACUGGUUAGUUACAUAUGGUUAGAGGUUCUCCCUCCACAUUGCCAAUUAAAAGACAAAGAGGUGUUGCAAAUACCGCGUUUUACUAUAGGGUAUAUAUUCACGACACACGUUUAUAUAUAAGAGACGCGCUAUUCCACGGGUUGGAAGUCCGACCAGAGGUGCUGCCUUUAGGGCUAACAUUAAGACAGCUAAACGUAAGGCUAACAGGAGUUGUACUAUUUAUCUCCCAGACAGCUACCUGUAGGGCUAACUUGCUCCCAGAAAUGGCAUCAUUAAGCUCCACAUGGAGCCGUUCUUAUUGUACGUCGCUAGAAGUACACAUUGUAAACUAUUUUAUUAAUUGAACGUUUAAUUGCUGUGAUUCAAAGCCAUAUUAGGUGAACGGUGCUCUAUAUACAUCUGGACAUCCCCAGCAAGUAGACCGAGCCAGGCUGGUGUUUACUCUGCUCUCUUUUCCUUUACCUUCUUCUGAGUCUCUUCCUCUGAAGCUCCUAUCAUCCUCCUCCUCCACACUGUCGAGUUCCUCUUCAUCGUUAUAAUAGUCUACCAUGGGUGAUAGCAAAGUUGAAGCCAUUUGUUUGCUUGUGAGAUGUAAACAAAUGCAAAAACCCAAACAAUCGAUUUGUGUUUUGCAGCUUGGAACAGCGCCUACAAUUUCUAGGACCACCGAUAACAAAGCUGCCCGUCGAUUUGCCUGGAUAAAAUGUUAAUGUUCACAACGUUAAUGAUAGCAAUUCUCUGAUGUAUAUUGAAUACGUUUAGAUUAUUGUAUGAUGCAUUAUUUAUUUGAUACAAUAUGAGAGUUUAUUUUUUAUAUUAAAUAGGAGUUAUAUUUGAAAUCUCUACAGGCAUAUAUUUGAUAACCGCAUAAACUCUGGCCUAUUUCUUUGUGUUUUUGAAUCAACCUAAAGGGAAAAAACGAUGUAUCGUAAUGCUUAAAUGACUAAAUUAAAUUGAAUUAAAUCUUUAAAUCAAUCCCAUCAUAUUUAUUACUAUAUGUGUAUCAAUUGUACAGUUUCUUAUAUAAUUGAACCCUAAUGUGAUAAGUAGGCCUAGAAAUAGAACUUGACACUGAAAUUGAAAGGAGGACACUUGGAACUUGGAGUGCGUCUGUUAUUUCCAAACAAUGGCUGCUACACAGUCCAGGCAAGUAGACCAGUAUACUAGUAGACGCAACUUAUUUCCGCCUGUCAAAGUAGCUGUCAAACAAACCGCUUCGAGCAGCUGCUGCUGGAGGGACGAGGAGCACCAGGAAGUCCUGACUACUGACAGCACUUCGGAAAGUCACACCGACAUCUUCAGCGUUGGACUAAAUGUGUUGGAUAGCGUUCGUUUUUCAACAGCUACACGAAUUUAAGUGGUCCAGCUGGCCAAUGGUGGAACUAUGGUGGCCAUCGUGGACGUCCGGUGGUGCUAGCAUCAGUGUGUGUGUGAGCGCCCUCCUCGCUGCGUAGCGCACGUGCAUCCCAUGAUGCCGUCGUCGACGCGGAAAGGGGCGGUGAAGGACCCUGAACUGGCCGAUCUCUUCUUCAAAGAUGACCCCCAGGACGUGUUCUGCGACCUGCACGAGAUUGGACAUGGGAGCUUCGGGGCGGUCUACUUUGCCCGAAACUCCUACUCCAAUGAGGUGGUGGCCAUCAAGAAGAUGUCCUACAAUGGAAAACAGACUACUGAAAAGUGGCAGGACAUCAUAAAGGAGGUGAAGUUCUUGGAGCAGCUACGCCACCCAAACACCAUUGAGUACAAAGGAUGCUACCUAAAGGACAACACUGCCUGGCUGGUGAUGGAGUACUGCCUCGGCUCCGCAUCAGAUCUGCUAGAGGUUCACAAGAAACCACUCCAAGAGGUUGAGAUUGCCGCCAUUACCCAUGGUGCCUUGCUAGGACUGGCUUACCUACAUUCCCAUAAUAUGAUUCACAGAGAUGUGAAGGCCGGUAACAUCCUGCUGACGGAGUUGGGUCAGGUGAAACUGGCUGACUUUGGGUCCGCAUCCAUCGCCUCCCCUGCCAACUCCUUCGUAGGAACCCCAUACUGGAUGGCUCCUGAAGUGAUCCUAGCCAUGGAUGAAGGUCAAUACGAGGGGAAGGUGGACAUCUGGUCCCUUGGGAUCACCUGCAUAGAACUUGCGGAACGCAAGCCGCCAUUGUUCAAUAUGAAUGCCAUGAGUGCCUUAUAUCACAUUGCCCAGAACGACUCUCCCACGCUGCUGUCCAACGAAUGGUCGGAUCCCUUCCGGAGCUUCGUGGACUACUGCCUACUGAAGAUUCCUCAGGACCGACCUUCAUCAGGGGAGCUGUUGAAACAUGACUUUGUGCGGCGGGAGCGGCCUCCACGGGUGCUGAUGGACCUGAUCCAGCGCACUAAGGACGCGGUGCGGGAGCUGGACAACCUGCAGUACCGCAAGAUGAAGAAGAUCCUGUACCAGGAGAAGCACAUCGGCCUGAUGGGGGAGAGCCAGGAGGACGAGGAGGACAGUGAGGCAGCGAGCUGCAAGAGGAACAGCCUGGGGAGCAACCACUCCAUCCCCAGCACGUCGCUCAGCACGGGCAGCCAGAGCAGCAGCGUCAACAGCAUGCAGGAGAUGCUGGAGGACAGCUGCCCUGACAUGACCAUGAUGCUGCACCAAGACUACGACAGCACCCUGGACUCCUCGCCUCAAGCCAAGAAGGACCACUGGGAUGAAGCGCUCCACAGGGACCAACGGCAGGAGAGGUCGUCUUCCUCAGACCGGAGCAGCGAGGGACAGAACUACAGAAACCAAGGCCGCUUCGCCACCAUUAAGUCAGCCUCACUGGUAACCAAGCAGAUCCACGAACAUGAGCAGGAGAGCGAGCUGCGGGAGCAGAUGUCCGGCUACAAGCGCAUGCGACGGCAGCACCAGAAGCAGCUGAUCGCCUUGGAGAACAAGCUGAAGGCCGAGAUGGACGAGCACCGGCUGAAGAUCCAGAAGGAGGUGGAGACCCAGGCCAACAACGCCUACAUCGAGCUGGAGAAGCUGGCCAAGCGACACAUCGUGCACACGGAGAGGGAGAUGAAGACCACGUUGACGGAUGAGAAGAAGUUCCAGCAGCAGAUCGUGGCCCAGCAGAGGAAGGAGCUGACCACCUUCCUGGACACCCAAAAGAAACAGUACAAGCUCUGCAAGGAGAAGAUCAAGGAGGAGAUGAACGAGGACCACAGCACACCCAAGAAGGAGAAGCAGGAGCGCCUGUCCAAGCACAAGGAGAACAUGCAGCACUCGCAGGCGGAGGAGGAGGCUCUGCUCCUGGGCCAGCAGAGGGUCUUCUACGAGAGGAACUGCCGCACGUUCAAGCGCAAGGUCAUGCAUAAGAGGCACGACUUUGAGCAGGAGCAGAUCCGCGAGGAGCUCAACAAGAAGAAGACCCAGAAGGAGAUGGAGCACGCCAUGCUGAUCCGCCACGACGAGUCCACCCAGGAGCUGGAGCAGCGGCAGCUCAAGACCCUGCAGAAGCUGCGCAUGGACCUGAUCCGGCUACAGCACCAGACUGAGCUGGAGAACCAGAUAGAGUACAACAACCGGCGGGAACGCGAGCUCCACCGUAAGCACGUGCUGGAGCUCCGGCAGCAGCCCAAGAACCUCAAGUCCCUGGAGUUGCAGAUCAAGAAGCAGUUCCAGGACACGUGCAAGGUGCAGACCAAGCAGUACAAGGCGCUGCGCCACCACCAGAUGGAGGUCACUCCCAAGUCGGAGCACAAGGCCGUGCUGAAGGCCCUGAAGGAGGAGCAGACGCGCAAGCUGGCCAUCCUGGCCGAGCAGUACGAGCAGAGCAUCAACGAGAUGAUGGCCUCGCAGGCGCUGCGACUGGACGAGGCCCAGGAAGCGGAGUGCCAGGCUCUGAGGCAGCAGCUGCAGCAGGAGAUGGAGCUGCUCAACGCCUACCAGAGCAAGAUCAAGAUGCAGACGGAGGCGCAGCACGACCGCGAGCAGCAGAAGCUGGAGCAGAAGGUGUCGCUGCGCCGCGCUCACCUGGAACAAAAGAUUGAAGAGGAGCUGGUUUCCCUUCAGAAGGAGCGGACCGACCGCAUCAAGCACCUGCUGGAGCGCCAGGAGCGGGAGGGGGACAGCUUCGACAUGGAGAGCCUGCGGCUGGGUUUCGGGAACCUGGGGGCCCUGGAGUACCCCAAAGACGACUACAGAUGAGGCCGACGUCCGCCACACACCCGCCCCCCAACCCUCCUCCGACGCAUCGUCCAGCCCGGCGGGACGCUUUGUCCUGAAGACGUCCACGCCACGCGCCUCUAGGAACAGCCGGGGGCUCGGCCCCGCCGGGUCUGCGAGAGGCGACCACAGAUUCUAGAGCCCGAAAGCGCGCACACGCACACACACACACACACACACACACACACACACACACACACACACACACACACACACACACACACACCUGUAUGCCCCCUUGCGGCGAAUACAUGAUGACAACCUAAUGCUGGAUGAAAUAUUGUAGUUGUCAUGUCUUUUGUAAAAUGGAGAAUGAUAACAUUGUAGGUGUUCUUUGUUUCUUGUGCGAUGAAAACACUUCCACAGCUGGAGGGAGGGCUGAAGGAGAUGCUGGCUUGUUGAGCAGUGACUCUUGUAAGGGUAACAUUAUUUGGUUUGUCUCAAUCAGUACAAAGAAAGAAGAGGCAAGAGCACACACAUUAACACAACCCUGAUCUCAAGCAAUGACCAAUCGUACUGCAAACAGUUUGGAGCUGCUUCAAAUGCUUUUUUUUUGGUAUUUAGUCGUCACAAUUUUUUUAUAUAACGUUUGAAUAAUUUGAUACAAGUAAAAUUGUCUGUGAGUCGGUAGAUUUUUACUAAAUAUGAUUUUCUUUUGAGUGGAUUACUGAUUACUGGCUGCGGCACUGAGGGGUUGGGUCUAUGCUACUUCUCCGUGUUUCUUUGUAGUUUCACUGAACUGGCCGCCAAUGUGAGUCAUAUUACACGUGAACUCCAACUCCCAGCAGGCACAAGGGCU
Molecule: messenger RNA, 5914 nt
Organism: Gadus chalcogrammus (walleye pollock)
Lineage: Eukaryota; Metazoa; Chordata; Actinopteri; Gadiformes; Gadidae
Gene: taok3a
Product: TAO kinase 3a
Exons: 23
Coding region: 2404-5097 (897 amino acids)
Biological process (GO): execution phase of apoptosis; protein phosphorylation
Molecular function (GO): ATP binding; protein kinase activity
Source: RefSeq, a predicted model, not a curated record